Capsicum annuum is the source of this 713-nucleotide messenger RNA. Its product is annotated as terpene synthase 17-like. The transcript is spliced from 4 exons. Lineage: Eukaryota; Viridiplantae; Streptophyta; Magnoliopsida; Solanales; Solanaceae. Gene Ontology annotation, molecular function: terpene synthase activity. The record is from RefSeq and is a predicted model, not a curated record. The coding region runs from base 1 to 516 and encodes 171 amino acids.
AUGGAGAAGCAUGUAAUAUUUUUAGAUAGUACAAGUUAUGAAGAUUGGAUUAGUGAAGUUGAUGGCAAUGACCUUCAUGCUAUUGCUCUAUGCUUUCGAUUACUUCGGCAACAAGGUUAUUAUGUCUCCUGUGAUGCUUUUAGGAGGUUCACUGACGAUCAAGGAGAUUUCAAGAAAGAAUUGGUUAACGAAGUGCAUGAAAUGUUGAGUUUAUAUGAGGCAGCACAAUUCAGAGUACAUGGCGAAGAAAUUCUGGAUGAAGCACUGACUUUCACCAUCACUCAACUGAAACUAAUUUUGCCUAAAUUGAGCAACUCUCAACUUGCGCAACAAAUCAGUAACGCACUGAAGUUUUCAAUUAAAGAUGGUGUUGUGAGGGUAGAAACAAGGAAAUGCAUAUCAUUUUACCAAGAAAAUCAUGAAUCAAGCAAUCAAGUGUUACUAAACUUUGCCAAAUUAGACUUUAACAUCGUGCAAAGAUUGCACAAAAAGGAGCUAUCUGAUCUCACAAGAUGAAAAAAGUGUUGAGGGGUUACUUUCAAGAGGCAAAAUGGUAUCAUGGCAAGAAAGUACCAACAAUGGAGCAGUAUAUAAAGAACGGAAUUCUAACAAGUGGUUGCCGAUUUAUUGCAACUAUUUAUUGCUUAGGCAUGGGAAAGGUAGCAACUAAAGAUGCAUUUGAUUGGUUAGCAACUGAACCUCCAAUACUUGAU